AUGAGCAGCAGUGGAGUUGCCUUAAGCACCCCGAUUUCAGAAGAAAGCACCGCCUUUACGCCACUCAAGCCCGUCACCAUGGCCAGGGAGCCAACCGAAGACACGGCCGUCUUUGAAGACGUCAAGCCGCCGAUACGGAUCCUGGACAAUCAACCGGACCUAACUCAGGCCCGCUCCGAAAUGGACAAGUACCUCUCUGGCCAGCUGCUGCCCGUGCCGACAUUGCCGGACAAGAAGUACCGCCGGGAGAGCGCCUCGGUGGUGGACGAGUACUUCUCCACCGAGAAGCCGCCCUCGGUCCCCUACAGCGUGAACAUCAACGUGAUCCUGCCGGACACCACGCACCUGCGCACGGGGCUCUACCGGCCCGCCAAGCCCCUUGCGCCCUUCCCCCAGGUCAAGAUGGAGCCCGGAGCCGGCUUCGCCCACCCCUGCUCCUCUGCCGCCGCGGCCACCCAGACUCUGCCGGACUUCACCAGCGUCUUCAGCAUGCCGCAGUCCGUGGCGGCCAGCCACGUCUUCGUCAAGCAGGAGGCGCCCUCCGAGGUCCCGCUCGCCUCCGGCCUGCUGUACCAGCUGCCCGGCAGCGGCGGCGGCGGGGAGAUGACCACCAUGGCGCACUCCACGUGCGGCACCACGGCCAUCAGCGCCAUCCACGGGGUGGCCAUGUCCACCGGCAGCCCCUUGCUGGACUCCAGGCCCCUCUCGCGGCCCAGCCGGCCAGCGGGCCCGGUGAAGCCCUUCCCUGAGCAGGGCGGCUUCGGCCUGCUGAGUGAGUUCUUCCCAGCCCCCGGAGUGAGCCUGCCCCCCUCGCCCCCGAACUCACAGCCCGGCAGCCCCGAGAACCAGCCGGAGCUGAUCAACACCAUCUCGCCGCCGCCCCCCUACGACGCCGCCUUCGGACUCAGCCUGCCCGCGCCGGGCCAGGGGCCUCCGCUCCCCAGCGGCCUCGCCGCCCUCUCCCAGGGCCACGGCGUCCUGCAGCCGCCCAAGUACAACCGCAGGAACAACCCCGAGCUGGAGAAGAGGCGGAUCCACCACUGCGAUUACCCUGGCUGCACAAAGGUUUACACCAAAAGUUCGCACCUGAAGGCACAUCAGAGGACUCACACUGGUGAGAAGCCCUACAAGUGCAGCUGGGAGGGGUGCGACUGGCGCUUCGCCCGCUCCGACGAGCUCACCCGGCACUUCCGCAAGCACACGGGUGCCAAGCCGUUCAAGUGCCUCGCCUGCGGGCGCUGCUUCUCCCGCUCCGACCACCUGGCCCUGCACAUGAAGAGGCACCAGAACUGA
Molecule: messenger RNA, 1293 nt
Organism: Varanus komodoensis (Komodo dragon)
Lineage: Eukaryota; Metazoa; Chordata; Lepidosauria; Squamata; Varanidae
Product: Krueppel-like factor 5
Exons: 4
Coding region: 1-1293 (430 amino acids)
Biological process (GO): regulation of transcription by RNA polymerase II
Molecular function (GO): RNA polymerase II cis-regulatory region sequence-specific DNA binding; DNA-binding transcription factor activity, RNA polymerase II-specific
Source: RefSeq, a predicted model, not a curated record